UGUUAGUUAAAUAUAUUUUUAUCAUUUUUUUAAACUACAAUACACUUCAAUCUUUGAUAAAAAAAUAUAGAUAUUAUAUUCUUAGCUUUAAUGUAGAUUUGCGACAGUAACUUCGCAAAAUAUAAUAUGUAUACUCUAAUGUAGGACGUGGUUUUUUAAUGCGAGACACCGCUCAGCAACAGCGAUGGUAUGUAAAUAAACGAAAGCCUGGCCUAGCAACAAAGAACUUGUGUGCAGCAACUAAACAUACAAUGAAACGCAUCGAUCACACACUUGGACAAGAACACGUUCUCGAAGGACAUUCUUUCCUUCAAUUGUUCAUGAAGCGAAUCGUAUGCGGUUAAUUGCAGUUUGUUAUUGCAAAAAAUUGUAAUGAAUGCGAUAAAAUACAUUUAUUCCACAAUGAAAUAUGCUAUGGGGGCAUUAUACCAAGCAUGUUCCUGGAACUUAUCGAUCUGGCCGCAAGCUGAGCUUCCUUUGGCUAAAUCUGACGUCACAAGCGGCAGCUGAUAGGUAGAAUUCAACUGUGGGCGAUCCGCAUUGGUCGACGAGCCGGUAUAAACGAUGCUUUCACGGUAACCUGUUUCAGUUGUGUUGUUAUCCACUCACUGUACACUUGAAGAAUAGUAUGUAUAAAGUACUUCACAAUCAAGACAUAAAACACGAGUGCUCGCGGUCAGGGGGACUGCACGCUUAUCCUGAUCAUUUCAGGGAACCUAAAAAGCUUUACCUCUAAACCAGCCGUCUGCUAAAUGAUCAUUUAAAGGUUCCUGUCCUCUGGUAGGACUUUGUAUAUAGUGUAAAUAUCGCUUUUCUAACAAAGGAUCUCGCUCAAAUAAAAAAAAAAAAAAAAAACGAGCAAGCUCGAAGAAUCGAAACAAGUCACGCGGGGAUUUCAAGGAGUCGAGAGAAUUCGAAAGAUUGCACUAUUCCAACUCCCAUACAUCCGACGCAUGCAUCAACUUAGAACGCACUGAUCAGUCAACUAGUUCAAAACGCAACAAAAGAAAAAAAGAAAAGAAGAAGAUUGUUGGAGAGAAAGAGAGUGAAAAGAACGAGAGCACGAUGAAGCAACAAGCGUCGGAAGAAUUCCCUUUAUGGAUAAAGUUACUUUCCGCAGGCACAGCAGCCUGUAUCGCUGAUUUAGCGACGUUUCCUUUGGACACCGCCAAAGUCAGAAUGCAGAUUGCCGGAGAAAGUCGUCCUCUUCUAUUGGCGACUGCGGAUAACUCCAUGCUCGCGAUGCGAAAUACGCAACCAGGAUUAUGGAGGACAGUAAAGAACAUCAUCAGACUCGAAGGAGCAAGGAGCCUGUACGGAGGUCUGUCCGCGGGACUCCAGAGACAGAUGUGUUUCGCCAGCAUACGGUUGGGCCUCUACGACGGGGUGAAGUCACGCUACGCUGGAAUCAUCGACGGUAAUAACAGGAGCGCGAGCGGAUCGAAGAGUAUCUCCGUACGAAUCGCCGCUGGAAUCACGACGGGCGCCCUGGCGGUGCUCUUUGCUCAACCGACCGACGUCGUCAAGGUACGCCUACAGGCUGGAAGUAAUGGACGAUCGGUGAGAUAUAGCUCCACCCUACAAGCGUACAAGAAUAUCGCUGCCGAAGAAGGAACGCGGGGCCUUUGGAAAGGAACUGUGCCCAACAUCUCGAGAAACGCGAUCGUGAACGUGGCGGAGAUCGUUUGCUACGACAUCAUCAAGGAUUUCAUCUUGGAAUACGGAUACCUGCGCGAUGGGAUUCCCUGCCACAUUACGGCCGCGGUGGCGGCAGGGCUGUGCACUACGUUGGCAGCCAGCCCUGUGGACGUGGUGAAGACUCGUUACAUGAACAGCGCCCCCGGCGAAUACAAGGGCGUCAAGGAUUGCGCUGUUCGUAUGAUGAUGAAGGAAGGGCCGUCCGCGUUUUACAAAGGCUUCGUGCCCAGCUUCACGCGGCUCGUUUCCUGGAACAUCGUUCUCUGGAUCACCUACGAGCAGUUCAAAGUCUACGCGAAGAAGCUGAACCAGUAAACAAUCACACAUCCCUCUACGUCGAUCGACUGGGGUGCAUCGAUUCACUAAAUACACAUACACAUACACACUUACGCACACACAACACUUAUACACACACGUAUACACGCGCGACAACCGUGUUUUAAUCAAACUGCAGCUUCAUAAUCUGUAUUUCGAUCGUGUAGCUUAGGGAUGGGAGGAUGUAUGUAAUCGUGUAUCGGUUUAGAUUUGAUCGUUUCGAAUCGUAGAGAAUAUCUUAGCUUGCCGUCGUUCGCAUUAUUUAUUUACAUAUUUCACGAUAACACUUUGACGCGUAUAUACAUAUAUAAGUUUUUUUUUUUUGUUUCUUUUUUUUUUCUCCCUAAGUAGAUAGUGCAUGUUACAGAUUCAUCGAGCGUUACUUUGUAUUACUUUGUAUUAUCGAGGGUAGAUCGGGUAAUUUUGAUAACGUUUUAGGGAUGUUUGUAUCUAUAUCGCUAGUUUUUCUACCUAAUACGUAUACGUAUGUAACGAUUACUCGUAGAGACUCUUGCUUAUGCAUACGUAGAGGGUGAUUAUGAUUUAUGAUAAUGAAGCUGUUGCUGCUGAUAUUUUGUAAGAUGUAAUUAAUUGCUCGCACGAAAUUAGAUGUAUAUUAGUUAUUUUCUUUAUCUUUACUAAAAGAUUUAAGUCUAAGACGAUUUAUAAGCACAAUUACGUUGAUAUUAUUAUAAUAGCUUUGUUGCAAACGACGGCAAUCAAUUCUCCCAUCAUAUCGUUGUAUUUUCACCUUUCUUUCCGGUAGAUACGACCGCUCGUGCAUUCUAAUUUGAAUAAAAGAAAAAGAAAGAAAAGAAGAAAAAAAAUCUAUUGAAAAAAAGUAAAGAAACGGAAAAAAAAAAAAUUGUCCGUCCAAAUUGUUUGAAACGCGAAUUCGAAUAUUGCACUUGUAAUUGUAAUUGAUGAAUUUUUAAAAUUAUCGAUCGAAAGGAAAGAAAUAAAAAUAAAUAAAAUAAAAUAAAAUAAAAUAAAAUAAAAUAAAAUAAAAUAAAAUGAAAGAGUGCACGUACGAUCGAGAAUAUCUUUAGAAAUCUGUCAAUAAUCCAUAAUGAAACAUUUUUGGCUACGUAAGUCAGCUUUAGAAACAUUUAGUAGGACAAUAGAGGAAAAGAAAUUUCUCCCCUGAUAAAAAUACUUAAUAUAAAAAUCACGCGCAUUACGAUACGCCAGACAGACAAUAAGGUUUCAAAAUUGAUUUCGAGUAUUUGCGAGAUCUGUUGACACGAGCUACACACAUGUACGAUGAUUAUUCGACUGAUUUUCAUUUUUAAUGACUACGAUUAAUUCUUCGAUAUGCUAUAAUAACAAACGCCGAGCUAAAUAUCCUCAGCUAUAUUUGUGUGUAUAAUUGUAAUUCGUUCUUUUAAACAAUUAUGUUUACGCGAAAUUUAAUUUUUUUUUUCUUCCAACAAUUGCUAGAGGUAUUUAAAAGAAAUACGGGCGGAUAUUUAACAAUCUGAUUUCGGGUCAAUUAAUAUUAUAUACAGGGCACAAUUUUUAUCGAAUUUCGAUCGACGACUUGUAGUCUGUUUUUUAAAGCUAUGUUAUCAUCUAUUGAUGUAUGUUUCACAUUAAAGAGCAAUUCUUAUUAUCUUAUUAA
Molecule: messenger RNA, 3634 nt
Organism: Apis cerana (Asiatic honeybee)
Lineage: Eukaryota; Metazoa; Arthropoda; Insecta; Hymenoptera; Apidae
Product: dicarboxylate carrier SLC25A8
Biological process (GO): transmembrane transport
Source: RefSeq, a predicted model, not a curated record